Molecule: messenger RNA, 1125 nt
Organism: Stomoxys calcitrans (stable fly)
Lineage: Eukaryota; Metazoa; Arthropoda; Insecta; Diptera; Muscidae
Product: 17-beta-hydroxysteroid dehydrogenase 13
Exons: 3
Coding region: 69-1049 (326 amino acids)
Cellular component (GO): lipid droplet
Molecular function (GO): oxidoreductase activity, acting on the CH-OH group of donors, NAD or NADP as acceptor
Source: RefSeq, a predicted model, not a curated record
ACACGUUUAGCAGUCAAACAGAAUAGCUCUGGAAGCAAACACUUGAAGUGCUGCAUUACGAUAAUAGCAUGGCCAAUAACAACAUCCAAGUCCCUUUGACUUACUAUUUUCAUACAAUUACGACAUUGGUGUUAACACCAAUUUUUUGGGUUAUCAUUGUCAUAAGAGAACUACUUCAUAGGCCACAAAAUCCUACCAUAAAAGGGGAAGUGGCUGUCAUCACAGGUGGCGCCAGAGGUUUAGGUCGCGAAUUAGCCAUUGAAUUGGCCAAAAGGGGCUGUCACAUAGCUGUAUUGGAUAUUUUGGAAGACGAAGCAAAGGAUACUGCCAAAUUCUUGAGUGAAUCAUACAAUGUUAAGGCCAAGGCCUAUAAGGUUGAUAUAUCUGACUAUGAGCAAUUGAAUGAAUUUCACUCCAACGUGGUGCGAGAUUUUGGAGAUGUCACCAUAUUGAUAAACAAUGCCGCCAUGUUAGCCAUAUCCGAUAGCACCCCCAUGGAUUGCAAGGAAAUUCAAAAAAGGAUCACCGUCAACUAUACAGCACAAUUGUGGAUGAAUCAACUGUUUUUGCCCCGCAUGAAGGAAUUAAAUCAUGGUUAUAUCAUGGCUAUUUCUGCUCUUGCCGCCCUUAUUACAUCACCCUAUGGCCAAAUAUAUGGCUCAAGCAAAAGUGCUGUGAGAGCUUAUAUGGCCUGCUUGAGAGCAGAGUUGAAACGUGCCAAAUACAAUAUCAGAGUGUUGACCGUAAUGCCAACAUUUCUAAAUACCAAUCAUCAAGUAUUGCACUUUGUAAGGCUGUAUGGGUUCGAUUUGGUAUUGCCCACCAUAGAUGGCGAUGUGAUUGCUAAACAAGCAGUGGAGGCAAUGUUACAUGGCCUUGAGGAGAUAACAUUGCCGCGUAUCGCAAAUCUAGCCUGCAAAUUGAUGGAAUUGUGGCCGACUUGGUUGCGUGAUUUCGUACUGGGAGUAAUGAGUCCCAAAGUGAAUGUGGAAGAAGUUAUAAAUUUACUUAGUGCAGAUCCGAAUUAUGCAGCAUCAUCACCAUCAUGAUUUAUAUUAUGUUUGAUUGAAUAUAUUAAAAUAAAACCGACAGUCUGGACGGACAGAACCAUGAUGGAUUCUCGGA